Musa acuminata subsp. malaccensis (wild Malaysian banana) is the source of this 1329-nucleotide messenger RNA. Its product is annotated as protein CANDIDATE G-PROTEIN COUPLED RECEPTOR 7-like. NCBI's taxonomy places the organism in Eukaryota, Viridiplantae, Streptophyta, Magnoliopsida, Zingiberales, Musaceae. Gene Ontology annotation, cellular component: Golgi apparatus; membrane. The record is from RefSeq and is a predicted model, not a curated record. Gene Ontology annotation, biological process: transport.
AUGGGACCUCUCCGUUCCUUCAAGCCAUAUGUCUACUGCCUCCUGUUCUUCUCCCUCGUCCCCUUGUCUCUCUCCGAGAUCAAGCACAUCCACAUCGUGUCGGACUCGAGGCCUCUCAUCCUCUUCGAGCAAUUUGGCUAUUCUCGCGGCGGCCAUGCCGUCGUCUCCGUCCAUGGCGCCUCGUGGAAGCCGCCUCCCCAAGCGAAGGACUACAACGUGGACCUUUCCACGAUGGGCUUCUUCCUCGUCCCCGUUACGCACUUCCCCCUUCUCGCCAACGAGUCGGAGCACGCCGUCCGCUACUGCCCCAUCUCCAGCCACUUCGUGACGUCCGUUCUCAGGUUCAAGGACCUCGGGACCAACGCCAGCCUCAGCCAGUCGGUCGACAUCGAGAAUCCCGACGAGUACAGCCUCCUGUUCGGCAGUUGCAACGCCGGCGUCGAGACCACCAUGGACGUGCGCACCGAGAUGUACAACAUGGACGGCAGCACCAAGGACUACCUACCGGCGGGGAGAAAGCCACUGCCGAAGAUGUACUUCACGUUCUCCGUGGUCUACCUGGUGUUCCUAUUGGCAUGGGCUGUCGUCUGCAUCAAGGAGCGGGCAACGGUGGACAAGAUCCACGUCGCGAUGGGGGCGUUGCUACUGUUCAAGGGUCUCAAGCUGCUUUGCGCCGCCGAGGACUUGUGGUACGUGAAGAAGACGGGGACGCCGCAUGGCUGGGACGUCGCCUUCUACGUGUUUGGGUUCUUCAAGGGGGUGUUGCUUUUCACGGUGAUCGUCCUCAUCGGCACCGGGUGGUCCUUCUUGAAGCCAUACUUGCAGGAGCGAGAGAAGAAUGUUCUAAAGAUCGUGAUCCCGAUGCAAGUCAUCGAGAACAUCGCUUCGGUCGUGAUCGGCGAGACCGGGCCGACGAAGAAGGAUUGGCUGACGUGGAACCAAAUCUUCCUGUUGGUGGACAUCAUCUGCUGCUGCGCCGUCUUCUUCCCCAUCAUAUGGUCCAUUAGGAGCCUCCGAGAGGCUUCCAAGACCGACGGCAAGGCGGCGAGGAACCUGGAGAAGCUCAACCUCUUCAAACAGUUCUAUCUGGUGGUCGUGAGCUAUCUAUACUUCACAAGAAUCAUAGUCCCUGCAUCUGGAAGGCUGCUUAAUUACAGAUACCACUGGUGUGCUUACGCAGCCAUGGAGGGCGCAAGCUUCGCCUUCUACGUCUUCGUCUUCCACAAUUUCCGGCCGGUGGAGAAGAACCCCUACCUUUUUGUUGGGGACGAGGAGGAGGAAGCCGCUGCAGGAGUUUUGGAGAUGGAAGAAGAGGCCUUCGAGCUUUGA